Messenger RNA from Lucilia cuprina (Australian sheep blowfly), 531 nucleotides. RefSeq lists its product as uncharacterized. The record is from RefSeq and is a predicted model, not a curated record. NCBI's taxonomy places the organism in Eukaryota, Metazoa, Arthropoda, Insecta, Diptera, Calliphoridae. The transcript is spliced from 3 exons. Bases 164 to 394 code for a protein of 76 amino acids.
AACAAAUUUAGUCACAAUUUAUACGGGAAUAAAAGCGGUUACAAAACUUUAAUAACGGAUUAGGCGUUUCAAACAAGAAAACUAAAAUUUUAAACUUGGUUUAGUUCAAAAAAAAUCCAGGAAAAAUUUUGUUAUAAAUUCUUAAACAUUGUACCUAUUGAAGAUGUUCAAGUUGGGCAUAUUUCUUUUACCAGUUCUCCUAAUUGUUGUUUGUCUGCUGCGACUAGCAAAUGCCACUGUACAACCCAGAGCGCCAAAUUUUCAAUAUUUUGAAAGACCAAAGUAUCGCUACCCUUAUUAUGAUUCCAACGGACGUGGUAAAUUGUUAUAUGGAUAUGGUGGACCAGAUCUAUAUCAGUACAAAACUUAUACCCCACUUGAAGGCAUACAUUGAAAUUCAGGCAUUAUAGUCAAUAUUUAUUAAUAAGUUAGUUAAUUUAUUUUAUAAGAUUUCAAGAAGUAAAUUAAAUAUUUUUAUACAUGUUUAUUAAUUAUAUGUGUAGUUGCAAUAAAAAAAAUAUAUUUUUCGAA